AUGAAUGAUGAAACUUUAUAACCAAUCUAAAUUAAAAAUUGGGUUUAAGGUUUCCAAACUUAACUAAGAUUUUCCACAAAACGAACUAUCAGUAGAAUGAAAUCUAUUGAAAGCAAUUUAUAUUCAUAAGAUCCAUCAUCAGAAUUUUCCAUUAAACUCAAAACUAAUACAAAACCUAAUAAAAUAUAAGAAAGAGGUGUUCAUAGUUAAUAUGGGAGCAGAAAAAUAUCAUUUAAGCAAAAAUAGCCCACUCAAACUAUCUUUUAAACUUAAUUAUGCAAAGUACCUUUAUACAUGCAGUUAAUUCCAUUUUUUAAAGUUUCUGCUUAAAGUUGGGCUAUAUUCAAUGGUUGUACAGGAGAAUAUAUAACUGGAUAUAAUUAAAAUAAAUGUAGACAGAUAGCUUCCAUCACAAAAAUUGUUACUUGUAUUGUAAGUUUAAGGUUAGCAAAAGAAUUAAAUUUGAACAUAGAUAGAAAACGCUUUUUUGUUCCAGAUCAAGUUAAUUAAUUAAAUUAAAUAGGCAUAAAAAAUUCUUGGAACAACAGCAGGAUUAUUGAAAGGAGACUCUAUCUUUUUAAGAGACAUCCUUUAUGGAUUGAUGCUUCCAUCAGGUAAUGAUGCUGCGAUAACACUAUCAUAUAAUUUCUAAUUAUACUCUUUAGAAAAUGAUCACUUUUUAAAAGAGAUGAAUCGAUUUGUACAAUCAUUAGGAUUGUCUAAUACAUAAUUUAGUAAUGUUCAUGGUAUGAUAAUGUAAUAUUUUAAAAGGAUUAUGUAAUGAAAAUAAUUACUCUACUGCAUAUGAUGUAGGUAAAUUCACAUUUGAGAGUUUAUAAAAUGAACAAUUUUAAAAAAUAGUAAAAACUUAAUCUUAUUAUUGUGAAAUUUAAAAUUAGUUGUAGAAUACCUCUCGAGAAUUAUAUUGGGAGAAUACUAAUAAAUUAUUAUAAUAAGGUUUUAAAGGAGUCAAAACAGGAAUAACAAAAGAAGCAGGUCCCUCUGUAGUUGAAUUUUUUUAAGAUUAAAGCAAUUCUUAUAUAAUUGUACUCUUGAAUUGCAGUACAAGUGAAAAUAGAUGGUCAGAUGCCUUAAGAUUAUUACAAUGGAUUCAAAAAUAAGAUACUUUAAUUAAAUAAUUUAUAUGA
Molecule: messenger RNA, 1148 nt
Organism: Paramecium sonneborni
Lineage: Eukaryota; Ciliophora; Oligohymenophorea; Peniculida; Parameciidae
Source: the annotation of a GenBank genome assembly